Pistacia vera is the source of this 1936-nucleotide messenger RNA. RefSeq names its product cyclin-dependent kinase G-2-like. Gene Ontology annotation, molecular function: cyclin-dependent protein serine/threonine kinase activity; ATP binding. Bases 267 to 1676 code for a protein of 469 amino acids. The record is from RefSeq and is a predicted model, not a curated record. NCBI's taxonomy places the organism in Eukaryota, Viridiplantae, Streptophyta, Magnoliopsida, Sapindales, Anacardiaceae. Gene Ontology annotation, biological process: regulation of mitotic cell cycle; protein phosphorylation. The transcript has 6 exons. Gene Ontology annotation, cellular component: nucleus.
CUACGCGUACUGCUUUACUAUCUCUGAAAUCUUCUGUGCGCUUGGUUAGUGAGGUGCCGAAUGUUGUUUCUGAUGGGGGUGUUGCGAAAAGCCCUGCAUUGGAAAAUAAAGUUAAAGGGCUGGACUUCUUUUCAGAGAAGUCUUUUUCUGAUGGUGGUUCAGUGGUGGCUACUGUGUCUGAGUCGCCAGGGGAAUUGUCUCCUUCAUUGCCUCAAGAUAUUGUGGUUGAUGACCAGGUUCAGUCAGAGGUGGAAGAGUUUGUUCAAAUGCAGAAUACAUCAACAUCACGCUGGGCUUCUGACAGUGAUUUGGAGGAUAUAUCUCUAUCUGAUGGUGAAGAUGCACCUGUUAAGGGGGAACAGCUUUCAAAGAGGUCUACUCCUGAGAGUGGGGAGUUCUGUAGAGAAAACUCUGAAGAUGGGGCCAGAUUGUCCGAAUCUGAUAUUAUAGAUGGGGAACGUUCUUCCAAAGAUGAAUAUUCUGAUAAUGAGUUGGAGGUUGAUGAUGUCUUGGAUGUUGAUAAUACAGCUGAAGAGGAUAUUGCUGUCGAGGAGCCUGCCAUUUCUGGACAAAGAAGUAGUAACAUGCUUCAGAGUUGUAGGCAUGUGCUUGAAUAUGAGUAUCUCAACAAAGUAAACGAGGGCACUUACGGCGUUGUGUAUAGAGCCAGGGAUAAGAAGACGGGAGAAAUUGUGGCAUUGAAGAAGGUGAAGAUGAAUGUCGGUAGGAAAGAAGAUUAUUUAGAAUAUGGUUUUCCUACUUCAUCUUUGAGGGAAAUUAACAUUCUCUUGUCUUUUAAUCAUCCUUCAGUUGUUAGGGUUAAGGAAGUUGUUAUGGAUGACUUUGAUAGUGUUUUCAUGGUUAUGGAGUACAUGGAAUAUGACCUCAAGGGGCUAAUGGAGUCAAUGAAGUUUCGUUUUAGUACUAGUGAUGUCAAAUGCUUGAUGCUACAGCUUUUGGAGGGUGUUAAGUAUCUGCAUGACAAUUGGGUUCUUCACAGGGAUUUGAAAACAUCAAAUCUUCUUUUGAACAAUCGUGGUGAGUUAAAAAUUUGCGACUUUGGCAUGUCACGCCAGUAUGGAAGCCCACUUAAGCCAUAUACAUCAAUGGUGGUUACUCUAUGGUACAGGGCUCCUGAACUUCUGCUAGGAGCAAAGAAGUAUUCCACAGCAGUUGACAUGUGGUCGGUGGGUUGUAUAAUGGCUGAAAUGCUAGCCAAGAAACCACUAUUCAGUGGGACAAGUGAAGCUGACCAGAUUGACAAGAUAUUCAAAACCCUUGGCACGCCAACUGAGAAAGAUUGGCCUGGAUUGUCUGAACUACCGGGACGAGCCAAAGCAAAAUUUGUUAACCAACCGUAUAAUCUGUUGCGAAGAAGGUUUCCUGCCACAUCUUUCAUAGGAUCUCCGGUUCUUUCGGAAUCAGGAUUUGACUUGUUAAAUAGACUUCUGACUUACGCUCCUGAUCAGCGGAUAACAGUUGAUGAUGCCCUCAAUCACGAUUGGUUUCGUGAGGAUCCUCUUCCCAAGUUCAAUCAUACCUUCUCCCCACAGCAUACUUGGAACAGGCAUUUAGAAGGAAUGCAGAAGAAGAGAAGAGAGUCCGGACUAGGAAAAUGUAGUGACAGUCAGCACGACUACUUGCAUCAUGUACCAUUCAUGAAGCGACUUUAUUAAGGCAUCGAUGUGAACCCAAUUCUAUUGAAGCUUUGAUUGAUUAGGAGCCAAGAGGGAGUGGUGUUAGUUGAAGUCUACGUUUGGGAUUAACUAAUGAGUUAUCCACUGACGUUUUACUAAUCCUCAUUGUAGAUAGAAAUGUAAUUGUUACUUCCAGCAUGGAGUAAACGAAAAAGGAAAAAAAGAAAAGUUUUUCUUAUUCAGAUGCUUACUUCAAUCUUUUUUAAUCACUGCCCCUGGCUUUAGUUUCAAAUGCAUCA